Molecule: messenger RNA, 2996 nt
Organism: Ruditapes philippinarum (Manila clam)
Lineage: Eukaryota; Metazoa; Mollusca; Bivalvia; Venerida; Veneridae
Exons: 6
Coding region: 310-1998 (562 amino acids)
Source: RefSeq, a predicted model, not a curated record
UCUUUGUUUAUCAACUAUUGAGCGUUAACACACGCUGAUAAAAACGGCGAUAUCUGUAGCUAGCUACUUAACAACUUCUGUAUAUUUGUUAAACUUGAUUUACAUUGCUUUAAACGUGUUCAACCAAUUAUACUCCGUUUUAAGGCUUCAAGAUGAAUAGAAACGUAUAGUCUUGCUUGUUAAAGUUUGUCUAAAUAAAAAAGGUUUAAAUCUGUUAGUAUUUGUAUGUGGAAUUAGGAACUGUGAAAAGAUUUUUGAAAUGCGGUGUGUAGAUUAUCGAGGCAGAGUAGUUCUUUAAAAAGCCCAACAAUGCUGAGUGAAAAGAGCAGCCCGAGGGCCGGCGAGGCUCCAAGGGUACCAAUUUCCCUCGAGGGCGAGAGGCGCAAGGCCAUGAAACUUAUUUUUCGGAUGGAGAAAAAUUCAGAACAUUUUAGAGAGAAGUGGUUACUGGAUGUGACUGAUGAAAAUACGGAUGAGUGGGUAGAGUAUAUCAAUCUGGUGAAGAACAAAAGCAACAAGCAAUACAGAAAUUAUAAAGACUUCGAGAAAGAGCUUAUAAAGUUGAAAAAUGACCAAGGAUAUCUUGGAAGCAGAACGGCUACAAUUUCUCAACUCCAGACAGUGUGUGAGCGCGCAAAGGCGUUCGAAGACAUUUAUGACUUGAAUUACCAACGCAUUGACGAUGCUUUGAAACAUUACAUGGGUAAAUAUUGUCACAGCUUUGUUGCAGAGCUGGAAGAUUUGGACGUGGAGUGUGUUAGGGAAUAUGAGAACGCUAUUAAUGAAUGGCAAGCUGAAAUACGUGGUUGCCUAGAUGACGCGGAGAAAGCUAUGUGUAACAUAAAUGAAAUGUUUGACAUUUCGUUCUCGGAGUACGUGUCAUCCUACGCGCAUGCUGUUCGCGCAAUGCACAUGGUAUUAGAUUCCUUUCUCUGCGUGAGUGAUCCAUUCAGGAGUUGGGUUACGGCCGACGAGGGAUAUGUAACUAAAAUAAGAAUUGAAAUCGGAUAUUUACAACGGCAAAAAGCAGUGAUUACUGAAGCGGCGAGAAAGAAUAGUUUCAGGAUACAAGAAACCAAAGCAAAAGGGCUUCAGACAAGUUUUAAGAAUAAAAAGCUGGAUGAAAAGGUGAAAGGAACAGUUUUUAACAGACAAUUCUGCCGCAAGAGGGAGUUCUCUGUUGUUGACAAAAUUGAAAUGACCGAAAACAUCCUCCAUGAGAAAAACUUAGAGCUUGAUGAAGCGGCGACGAAACUUCUCUCACGGCCGCUGCACACUUUGGUACGAGAACCGUCAGACGGGAUGAAGGACAAGACAGCAAGGCUUCAACACGAGGUGAAUAGAAUAGAGAAACAGUUGAAUCAAAUGAAACGCGGGAAACGUGAACUGAGAGAGACGAGGUACAACCUGCAGAAAGAGUACCAUAAACUAAAGGGAACAUACGAGUCCAGUAUAAAGCAAGCCCGACAUCAGGCAGAAAUUUUUAAUGACCAGAAGCAACGGGUUCGAAAAACAGAGGAGGACCUCAAAAUUGUAGACAGAAAAAUAAAGGCUCUUAAACGUAUAAUUUAUGUGAAGAAUCACCCAGCAACGGUCAAGAAAAUAUUCUUUGACGGCUACGUUCCUGGCGAGAAAAUUGACUUUAGAGGAAGGAUGUGUAAAUUCAAAUUCAUGAGCAUACAUGAACCCCCAGAUACGUUAAGAGAAGCUAUAGAUGUGGCUGCGCAAGGAGUUGGUAAAGAUUGGGAUAAGAUGUAUCAGAAACUUCCCUUCAACCCUCCUAGAAACCCUUUACUCCGCUCACAAGAUCUUGAACUGUUGGACAUGGAUUUUAAGAGUGUUCACCCUCCAUCGGAACAGAUGGCUCUGCGUUCAUUGGACAAAUGGACAUCUCUCAGCAAAGUGACGUCAGUUAACGCGCUCGUGCGUACUUUAAAAACAAUAAAGAUGUUGCUAAAAGAAUCGAGAAAAAGUGGUAACAGUUGUAAAUUAGGGUAGAAUUUUAACUAACUUUCCAAAGAUAUACGUUUAUACAAAUAUUUAUUUAUUUAUUUAUUUAUUCUCGUCAGUUUUUAAUACAAACAGUGGCAUUUAGACGUCUGAUACACGUAUCUAGACGUCAUUUACGGUGUCCAUGACUGAUUUUCUUUCAUCGAGAGCUUUUCACGAUGAAUUGCGAGAUUGUGAUUAUAUCCUCACCAGUUUUGGAAGGUGAUAAGUUGCCUUCUUUUCUUACAUUUGCCUAAGGGCAAAAUAUGCAUACGCUUAAACAAUAAAGUUAAGUGGAAGUUACUUCCCAUUAUCAGUACAAAAGCGAAGUGUGAGUGUAACCUCGGAUGAAGGCAUGAAUGUGGAAAUCGAAAAUCAUUUACCACGACUCCACUUGGACCUGUUUACCUACUUCCCUCUCACGUCCCCAAGGAAUUGGUUCUUCAAGUGAGAGCUAAAAAGUGUUUAAAAACCAAAACUUCAAAAGACGCCUUCCAUCAGUACUUUAAAUACAUCGAUAUUUCAUAGAAUCUCACGUCUUCCAAUUUUACAAAAUAAUUAUGUACGCAAAUUGACUACAAAAGAACUGUUUGUAAUCGUUUUAUUCAUUUUAACACAACUACGCAAUGAAAAAUCAUAAUUAUAUGUGUAAACAUAACAUUUUACCUGUAUUAAGUUAUCAACGGUCAUAUGCAUGGUGGACGCCUGGCAAGUAGAAAAUCACACAAAUGGAUCUAAUAAUUGUUGAUUCUUCAAUCGAAGGUGGUCUUCAAACGUUACUUUUCAUUACUUUUAAUAUGCAUAUCUGUUCAAUAAUGACAGAAAAUAACAACUUUAUUUUGUGAUGGUAACACAUUACGAUGUAAACAAACGUAUACCAAUGGUUUAUAACAUUUUUAACAAUCGUUUAUUAAACAAACUGGUCAAGUUGACCAAAAUCUUUGUCUGGUUAUGGAAAUAAUUCAUGUUGUUUGCAAAUAAAGAAAUGCAUGACAUUUGUUACAAUA